Messenger RNA from Linum tenue, 1705 nucleotides. The record is from the annotation of a GenBank genome assembly. Lineage: Eukaryota; Viridiplantae; Streptophyta; Magnoliopsida; Malpighiales; Linaceae.
GAUCGUGGAGCAGUGAAUCGCACGCGCGAUGUCUCUUCAUCCUUAGUCUCACGCUCUUACUCUCUCCCCUCUUCCUCCCUCCACGCCAGUUCUGAUUUCCCCCAGACGUUCAAUCGCUCGACGAGGGAGAAGAAAUUCACACCGGAAUUCAGCCCGAACACUCGAAGUUCGAUCGAAUCGACGCCGGAAAAUGUCGAGUGCGUUGAUAGUCGGGGAUGCGAGUUCCUGGGCUCGAGCGCUCGUUAGGAUCUCUCCUUACACCUUCUCCGCCAUCGGUAUCGCCGUUUCCAUCGGAGUCUCUGUCCUCGGUGCCGCCUGGGGAAUCUACAUUACUGGGAGUAGCUUGAUCGGCGCAGCCAUUAAAGCUCCUCGGAUCACCUCUAAGAAUCUCAUCAGCUGCAAUACCACUUUGGUUGGUGUAAUGAGUGCGACGAAGUUGGAGAGUGUUCCUGCUUCACAGAUCUAUGCUCCUGAAUCCCUUAGAGCUGGAUAUGCAAUUUUCGCAUCUGGGAUUAUCGUUGGCUUUGCUAACCUUGUUUGCGGGCUGUGCGUGGGAAUCAUAGGAAGCAGCUGUGCAUUAUCCGAUGCCCAAAACUCCUCACUUUUUGUGAAGAUUCUCGUGAUUGAGAUCUUUGGUAGUGCUCUAGGACUGUUUGGAGUAAUUGUUGGCAUAAUCAUGUCUGCCCAAGCUUCAUGGCCUACGAAAGUAGACUUCUACUCCGCCGCCGCCGUCGUCGUCUCCUUGACCAUUUCGGCUGGAAGAGAAUCCCAAAUGGGGGCGGGUCGAGAAGUGUCGAUAUCCUUAGAUGGCGUGCGGGACAAGAACGUGAUGCAGCUCAAGAAGCUCAACACCGUCCUUUUCCCCGUCCGUUACAAUGACAAGUACUAUUCCGACGCUCUCGCUUCCGCAUAUUACAGUGAUAUCUGCGUUGGUGCCAUCGCAUGUCGCCUAGAGAAGAAGGAAGGCGGGGCUGUCUGUGUUUACAUUAUGACCUUGGGCGUGUUAGCUCCAUAUCGUGGGCUAGGCAUUGGGACGAAACUGUUGAAUCACGUUCUUGAUCUCUGCUCGAAGCAGAACGUUCCAGAGAUAUACUUGCAUGUGCAGACAAACAAUGAAGAUGCUAUCAACUUCUACAAGAAGUUUGGGUUCGAGAUCACGGAGACCAUCCAGAAUUACUACACAAACAUUACACCACCAGACUGCUAUGUUGUGAAAAAAUUUGUUACUCAGACAAAGAAAUGACAUGGAUGAUGGGAUUAUAGCUAGUUGGCAUCUCUCAGCAGUAAAUUUAUAGUUUUUGAGUUUUGUAUCUUGUUAUUGAGGGGUUCUGGUAUCGGUUUGCAAUUGUUGAAGAUUCAUUAUUAGCUGUUACUCGAGUCAUUAUAGUGCUAGAAGAAGCCCUUUGAAAAUUUUGUAUUUUUUGUAUCGUUCAAGUGGGGCUGGUUGGCAUUGAACUCUGUUGUUCAGAUCAUUUUGAUUGUCGAUUUUCUGGUACUUUAGGCAUUCAAAGAGAUUUUUCUAUUCAACCGUACUGCUUUCAGGAGGAUUGUGGUAUUUUGCUUGUUUGGAUUACAGUUAAAGCAUUGGAACACACUUUUACUUGCCAAUUUCUUUAGCAAAUGCAGAAACUAAAGCCUUGUACUGUUAUUAUACAAGCAGAUUUACUAAAGAAAUUCACUGAUCUUAUAUAAUAUAUUACAGAAC